This is a messenger RNA of Haemonchus placei, 420 nucleotides long. Lineage: Eukaryota; Metazoa; Nematoda; Chromadorea; Rhabditida; Trichostrongylidae. The record is from the annotation of a GenBank genome assembly.
AUGGGUAAGGGUGGUGACGCUUGGAGAACUGCUCUUAUCGCCGAUCUCGAGAAAGAACUGAAAGCAGAAAACAAGCGGUUCAGUAUUUUACAGGGAAACCGAGCACAGCACGCUCAACUUAUUAGAUAUGCAAUUUCGGAGGAUCUGCCAUCUGUUAUUUCUGUUAUAUAUCAAAGGGUACGUGUAGUAAGCAAAAGAGGCAAACUGACCGAAGAGGAUGAUCAGUUCAUCUCAUUCGCUUUGACGAUUCUGCAGAAAAGCUUAGAAACGUUUCUGAAAGAUAAACGGAGAGCAAAUAUGCCGGAAAUGCUGUCCACCUUUUUCUCUUUCGCCAAUCUCUGGGAUCACAUUGUUUUCUUCGGUAACGAUAUGCGAAUAUCCUCGGCUCUUCUGUACAAUACAUUUGAUCGUUGGUCACAG